AUGGCGACGGUCAAAGAUACCAUCCCACAUAUAAUCAGAACAGCAGAGGACCCUCGCCAGAAAGGUGUGUGGUCUGCGAGGCUGAGUAAGAUAGAACAAGUCAACCCAAAAAUCCGGUUGUUGAGACUCAGUCUACCAAGAGAUGGGCCACCACUACGACAUCUCCCAGGUCAAUAUGUCGACCUCUACGUCCCCAACAUCGACGUGGUGGGUGGCUUCACCAUAACAUCACCACCCCAAGCCUCCUCCCAAGCCCAACAAGAUCCACACAUCGAACUGGCAAUCCAGAUCUCGCCGGACAAUCCACCGGCCGCAUUCCUCUGGCGCCCGGAGUCGGAGAUCCUGAAUUCCACCCUCUCGUUCAGAAUCGGCGGCAAUUUCGUCUAUCCGCCCAUGACUCUGAAACGCACCGAAUGCGAAUCCAUUGAUCGCGUGGUCUUCAUCGCCGGCGGCGUGGGCAUCAACCCGAUCAUGAGCAUGAUAUCCACACUGAACGAGGCGGGCACAACCCGAGUCCUGGGCGGCAUGCCCAAGCACGUGCGCGUUCUCUACACGUCGAGAAGAGAAAGGAACCCCGACGGCCAGGCGGCGGAAAUCCUCUUCGAGAACCGGCUGAAGAGUAUCGCGGAAAACUGGAACACCCAUCAGCAGCAAGUGGAUUAUCAAUACGCGUUCUUCGAGACGAGUGAGCCGUCAAGUGUUGGUGCCCCGAAGCCUGGCAACAUGGCAGUCCAUUCACGAAGGAUCUCACAGAAUGACCUGUUGGAGGCACUGGGUUCGGAGGACGGUCGGGCCAAUACUGUCGUCUAUGUCUGUGGCCUUCCCACCAUGACGGACCAAUAUGUCGAGCUGCUGAAAAAUGCCCCGGGCAUGGAUGAGAAGAGAGUCCUGUGUGAGAAAUGGUGGUAG
Exophiala bonariae is the source of this 909-nucleotide messenger RNA. RefSeq lists its product as uncharacterized. Gene Ontology annotation, molecular function: oxidoreductase activity. The record is from RefSeq and is a predicted model, not a curated record. Gene Ontology annotation, cellular component: mitochondrion. NCBI's taxonomy places the organism in Eukaryota, Fungi, Ascomycota, Eurotiomycetes, Chaetothyriales, Herpotrichiellaceae. The transcript has 2 exons. Bases 1 to 909 code for a protein of 302 amino acids.